AUGGAUGGAUUCUCACAGGAACGUAAGAAGAGGGAUGAAUACCAUGGGAAAAGUUUCUACAUUCGACCUGCAAUGUUUCUGAUUAGGAGAGGGAAGGUCAUCCAUUCGUGGCGAUUGAAUUAUGCCGAUCAUUGUCCUAAGGUUUUGGAAGAAAUUGUUUUGAAAUUGGAUUUGAAAAGUGGUGGAGGUGAUGAUUUGGAAAGUUUGAAAAUGAAUGAGAAAAAUGUUGUGAAAAUUGAAAGUAAGAAAGUUAUUGGAAAGGAAGAAGAGAUGUUGAAUGAAGUUUCUAAUGAAAAUGAAACAAGGAAGGAAGAAUGUCAAAAUGUAAUAAUGGAAAUGGAAUUGAAAGAAUGUGAAUCUCAAAUCAAGGAACAAAUUCAAAUGGAAGAAACUAAACUUGACGAAUCUACCCUUCAAACCAUUGAAAUUUCCACACAAAUCGACAUGCCAAUCAUUGACACUUCUAGAGAAAUUCCAAUCUACAAGAGAAAACAAGCAAGCUCAUCAUUGGAAAUAAUCACACCAACUGAAAAGAAGGAAAAUGAAAAAAUUCAAACAAUCAAAGCAAAGAAAUCUCUCCAACCUAAAUAUUCCUGUUUUGGAAAUCGAAAUGUGGUAGGAGAUUCGGAUUUGAACAUGUUGGUAGUUUUGGAAAAUCCGAAACUUCGUAAAUAUUUCAAACUGUUUGCACAUAUGGAAUUUAAUAUUGAGAAUAUUCUAUUUUGGGAAGAAGUUAAUACUCACUACAAGCCAAUUGCUUCAUUUUCCAAAUUUGACAAGACGAAAUCAAUUGCUACAAGUAUUGGAAACCUUUUCCUAUUCGAUUCUCAUUCAGUCAUGCACGUAAAUACUUCGGAUAAAUUAAGGGAACAAGUAAGGGAACAAAUUCAAUUUCAUUUCGAAUCAAAAUCCAUUACUGAACUAUUACCAUCGAAAUAUAGAGUUAAUAGAUCAUUAGAAGACACUGCUGUCGAUCCACUUUCGAAUACACCAGAAGAAUCUGACAACAUUUCACAACUUUCAAUUGCUGAUCGAUUUAAUGAAACAGUUACUGGAAUAUUUGAUCCCAUCAUUAACGAAAUGUUAUCCUCUUCCAUACAGGACAUGUUUUUAAGAUUCAGGACAAGUGAUUUAUUCUCCCAAAUGAUUUCUUCAGUAAAAUAA
This is a messenger RNA of Naegleria gruberi, 1164 nucleotides long. RefSeq lists its product as uncharacterized. The transcript has a single exon. Bases 1 to 1164 code for a protein of 387 amino acids. NCBI's taxonomy places the organism in Eukaryota, Heterolobosea, Eutetramitea, Acrasida, Naegleriidae. The record is from RefSeq and is a predicted model, not a curated record.